Messenger RNA from Lymnaea stagnalis (great pond snail), 8724 nucleotides. NCBI's taxonomy places the organism in Eukaryota, Metazoa, Mollusca, Gastropoda, Lymnaeidae. The record is from the annotation of a GenBank genome assembly.
CUUAGAAAAAGCAUCAACAAUGCCGCAAUGUCUGUGUCUGAAACUCGUCGUAGUAGGGGAUGGUGGGGUUGGUAAAACCUGUAUGUUAAUGACGUACACAGAAAAAGCCUUCCCGGUGAAAUAUGUGCCAACGAUUGUAGGAGGCUACAGUCCCCUUGUGAUGGUGGAUGGAGAACCGGUGUAUUUAGGGCUCUGGGACACACCUGGACGGGUGAGAUAAGCUUUAUUGGUAAACAAUGAUGGGGACGCCUGCCACUAUUUAAUCGAAUUUCACGAAUGUAUCCCUAAAUCGAUCUGUCUAACCUGAACCCUAAAUCGAUCCCUAUGGCCUUACCUAAACCCUAAAUCGAUCCCUCAACCUAACCUAAACCCUAAUUCACUGCAACUAUAAAUAAACACACAAAAGACGCCGUGGCAGCUGUCCUCGGUUUUAGCCGCUUUAUUUUGUAUAUAAUGAUGGCACUGUUUGAAAUCAGGAUUUAUUAGACAAGACUAUCAUGAAAGUGUCUAUUAUAAAUUAAAUAAUACGUAUUUAGCUAUGUUACUAUGUUGCUAAUAAGUAGAUUGAUUUAAUAUGUUAAAAAUAGCAUACCUUACUUAUUGUAGGCCUACUUACACAUUCACAUCACAUAGAGCAUAGAGUUCAUAGAGGGAUAUACUUUUUAAAAACAAUAUUUAAAAAAAAAAAAAAAAAUUAAAAAUUUAAAAAAGUAGACUUCUGUAUUAAUUAUUAAUAAUUAAUGUUUAUUGUUAAACUUUUUAUAUACUAAUGUGUUAGAGGUACAUGAAGUAUCAUAUAUUUAACUCUAGUAAAUUAUAAUUAUUAUAUUAUACUCAAAUUAUACAGAAAGGCCACGAUCACCUGCGUACUUUGUUCUACCCACAAACUGACAUUUGUCUGAUCUGCUUCUCAGUUGAGAGACGUUCGUCAUUUGAUAAUGUUAAAGAAAAAUGGUUGCCAGAAAUAAAACAUUUUUGCCCAGAAACUCCUAUUUUAUUAGUUGCCUGUAAAACAGGUAUGUAUUCAAUGUUUAUAAAAAAAAAAAAUUGUUUGUUUAAACUUAAAGCUUUUUGUUUGAUUAAAAAUUAUAUUUUUGUUGGUCUCUGUUUAAGUUCCUAAUAAUUAAUAAGUAAUUUUAGUAAUAUUGGUUUUAUUUUAAAAUUAUUCUUUUUAAUAAUUUUAAAUAAUAAAAAAGCAAUAGACCAAAUUUCAGGAGGCAUUAUUAACUUUUAUGAAACUUCUGGAUUAAAAUUCAUAUAUAAUUUGCACUUGUAAAGUAUCAAUAAAUUUGAACUAGUCGCUGAAACACUUGAUGGAAAAGGCAGAGUCUACCACUAUAAUCAAAUUCUUUAUUUAUUAAGACCUCAGAUAUUCAAAUUACAAAGAGAGAAGCAUUACAUAUGAGGAAGGUCGAGCACUCUCUAAAGAGCUGGGAUUAAACUAUGUAGAAACAAGUGCUCUGAAUCAAUAUGGCUUAAAAGAUUGUUUUUAUAGAUCAGUAAGUUAAUGUUAAACUUUUAACCUCACUUUAAGGUGGUAUAGGCCUACAAAGUUGUUUCCUUAACAAAAAAAUAAUAAACAACAAUCUUUUCAAAACAAAGUUUUUAAAUAAAAUUAAACAUAACAUUACAUUGAUAGCCUUAAAAACAUUUAGAAGUUGUUAUGAGAUAAUGAAAUUUGCUUUGAAAUUUUAUAUUAGCCUUUAAAUUAGUUCUAUCAUACUAGAAAUGUCAGAAUGCCUUAUUUAUUUUUUUUAAAAUAUUUUAAAUUGUAUCAAUUUUAAUAACUAAUUAAGUUUGAUCUUUUCUUUCCAGGUGCAGAUAUUUAUUGCAAACACUAAAGCUCAAAAAUCAAAGUCUAUUUUUUCAAUUGGAAGUAAAAAAAAGAAUGGAGCAAUAUUACUUCCACCCAUCAUGCCCCCUGCAGGUAGUAAUUUUUAAACAUAAUAUUACACUGAUCAUCCUUUCAUACUUUUGUUAUAAAUAAAAGUAUCAUUUGAAGACACAACACUCUGAGAUAUUGAUCUAUAGUACUAGAUCUUUUUAAAAAACUGAUUAUUAUUUACCAUGCAAUAUUUCUCCAAUAACGUAAAUCUGAAUUUUUAAAAUGCUUAAAAAUAAGUUAUUUAUAAUUUUGUUGCAUCCUUAUAAAAUACUAUUAAUGAAAUAAGCUUACCAAUCUAAAAUAUAAACAUUGUAUUAUGUUUCUGUAGAAUUUGAAGUGAUAAAUAUUUAAAAGCUAAUUUACAUUCAUAAUUUGUUAGAUGAAAAGAUGCUUUAUCAUGAAGAAAUUAAAAAGAAUACACUUAUAAGAGAUAUAAAAAAAAAUGUGACUUUUCUCUUUUAAUGCUUGAUGCUUAUAGACUUUAAAGCAGAAAAGUUCACUUGAAGUUACUAGUUUAAGUUUAGUAAAGCAGACAAAGAAAUAGCUUCGAUCAAGUUCAUUUUUACUUAUAAUUAACAUUUUUAACAAGGUAAAGCUCCUUGGAUGGAAAUUGAAUCAUCAGUGUUUGCUACAGACUGGUACAAAGCACUUCAGCAUCCAAAAUUUCAUGAUGUGACAUUUCUGGUUGAAGGCACAAGAAGGUUUUAUGCACACAAAUUAGUUAUUUGCUCAGCAUCAAAUUUUUUUGGUAAAAUACUGGCGGGCAUCUUGCCAUCAAAUGUAUGUAUUUUUAUAAAAUGAUUAAGUUUUAUAGAACUAAAUUUAGAUGUUUUGAAAUAUAUUGUAUUAAAAAUAAUCAUUAACAAUUUCUUUUUACAUCCCAAUGAAAAAAGAGAAGAAAUAAUCACAGAAAAAAAUCAUUCUAAAGAAAUAACUUUUAAUGUUAAAAUAAGAAUAAUUUAAAUUUUAAUCAAAGUGGUUUUAAAAUAAUAUUAUCCUUAAUAUAAAUUUUAUAAUCAUUUUAACUUAAUGGACAAAAAACAUAUAUACAGUUAUUUAAUUAUAUACUAUUGUUUAAAAUGAAGUCUUUUACAUUCAGGAAUCAAAUCUUUUUAUUGUAAAAUGAAUAUUUGAAUUAAUGAACUAUAAAUAUAGUGAGGUAACUUAAACAUUGCUAAAUAGUGUAAAACUGUUAAUUACUUAAAAUACUUUUUAAAGUUUACCUUCAUAUUUUGAAGCUACUACUUUCACAAUACUGUGCAAGGCAUCUGACAAGAUGUCCUUUCUUUAUUAAAGUUUUAGAUUUAAAAAAUAAUAAUAAUUGUAACUAAGUAUUUAUUUUUUUUUAUAUUAAAAAAAAAUGAAUAAUAAUUUGGAGCACACAGCUGCCAGAAUUCAAUCAGAUUGAAAGAUUCAGUCGUGAUGACUUAAAUGCUGGAAAAAUAGAAGGUAAAAAAUACCCACAAAUUUUGAAAUUGAUAAAUAUUUUUUUACUUUUUAUAUGGUUGCGGUAGAAGCUUGCCUUGUUUACAUUGUGUUAGAUAGACGUCUUUUUUUAUAUCGGGAAUCGUGUGGGUGAACUUUGGCUGACCUUUUGUUUGGCAUCAAGACGGGAUAUGGCUUAGUUAUAAAUUGUCUCCCUUGACCUUGACUAGAUAUAAUCACAGUCUAAAGUUGAAUUCUGAGACAGGCUCAGGUACAGAUACAAUGCCUAACCCCUUUAUAGAAAAUCUCUAUGAAAUACUAUAAAUAAACCGAUCAACAUAGGAAAUGGAAGAGAGCUAGAUAGAGAAUGCAAGACAAAGAGAGAGACGGAGUUUGCAAUUACAAUACGAGUCGGAAGUGAAACGAAUAGACUAACAUACUGUACUGAUCAUAGAUUUGUACAAUCUAUUUAUUAUAUGUGUGUGCACCAAUAUUGUACCGGUACACAUUCAUUGCUGUACUGUAAGUGAAUAGCCUUAGAUUUAUUUUUAUUCAAUUUGAUUCUCUAUUAAAAGUUAGGUUAAUAAAUUAUUAUUUGUAAUUAGCACUAGUUUGGGUAUAGUUUUUUAUUACUUUAUUUAAUUAAUGGUAUCGUCCUUUGUGUUUUAUACUGUUUGUCACGAGCCAUAUAUUCAAACAAGAUAUUAAAUUCUCAACAAAUUAUAGCAAGAUGUAAUAAUUUACAUACCAGUAUAUAAAUAUAUAUAUAUAUAUAUAUAUAUAUAUAUAUAUAUAUAUNGAUGUGGAUGAAGGGAUGAAUGGAUAGAUAGAUAGACAAUAAGAUAGAUAAAUAAGGAGAUAGAUAGAUAAGUAGAUAGAGAUAUAAAAUAUAGUUAGUUAGGUAGGUAGGUACGUAGGCAGGUAGGUAGGUGGGUAGGUGAUAAAAAGAUGAAAGGUAGAUGAUAGAUAGAUAGAUAUUAUUUGAAUCCCACUGUCUUAUUUUUAUGCAACAUUAUCAAAAUUAAAUAAUUUAGUGGCUAUUUAGCCAUGUGACUAUCAGAAGCUAGUUAUAUAUUAUAUUCAAAACCUUUAAACUGAAAGCAAUUUCUGUUCUUAUAUUCCAGGAAUCUACUCAGUGUAUGAUGUCGGCUUAUCCUAUGGCAAAGACACUAUCAUUGAGAUAAGUGUAGAUAUAAAAACCAAGACGUUUGUUAGAGUACUAGAAUUUCUCUACACAGGUAUUAAACAAAAGGGUUUUGUUUUAAGCACUUGGUACAAUCAUUAAAUAUCUUUCAUAAUAAUAAAAAACUACAAAGUAUCAUCAAUAACAGUGAACUUUCCAGUCCACUAAUUUUUUUUACCCAAAGAGUUAUAGUCAGCUAUGGAAAUAGGGAUAAAAAUGGAGAUUUGAUGAUCUCAGGGCUGACUCAAGGCGGGUACGAUGCGUGAUCAUCACACAGGCGCCAUAAUAAAAUUUGAAAUUUUCCACAAUGCGAUUGAUACUGAAAAAUUGCGAUUACAUUUUGCAAAAAUAAAAUCAAGAAAUUUAGCUCUUUUGAAAUAGCCAAUUUCUUGCAUUAUUUCUGCCAAUUCUGCCUUUUUUGUAUUGAAUUUGAAUAAAAAUUUGUACAAAAAUGUUUGAAAAUUUCUGAACACUUCCCCUAAUUUUCCCCAGGGUGACAAUUGCCUAUUUUCACCCAACCUAAAGAUGUCUACCCCCGGCCCUGCAUGUUCUAGAAAUAUGUCGUUUGUCAGUUAAUUAGCAAAUAAUUGAAAAAGAAAAAAAAAACUUGUCUUUUAAUUAUAAGGAAUACCAGAAGCUGUAUAAAAGCUGUAAUCAGAAUGCAGCUGAUCAUUAAGCUUGGCACAAAUUAUUUAGGGAUGUGUAUUCUAGUUUUACAUGCUCCCAAUAAUAUGGAAUAAUUAAUAAACAGUGUUUAUUAAGUGAAUACUUUCUAAACAUAUUCUCAUUCAAGUCCUCUCAAAGGAGAAGUCAGCUGGAAUAUUUCAGAGCAGUCCUCACAGUGGCUUCAAUUUUUUUACAAUUACUAUAUAAAAAUAUACAUUACUCAUUUACAUCAAUGCUCUAAGUUUUUAGACAAGAUGCCCUUAAACAUUAAGGACCCCUUUCCUCACAUUACCUUUGAAAGGCCCUGCUCAUGUUAUAGGCAGCAAGAUUAUUAUUAUGUUUCUUAAUGGAGUCUUUGUUUUGAAAAUAUAACUUUUCAUAUUGAUAUCAGGUUUACCUAACAUACCAGAGGAUGCUAGUGAAAAGGAUUUGCAAGACCUGCGCCGUGCAUCCAUCAUUUUUAAACUACCUUACCUGACAACAAUCUGUGACAACAUCAUGAGAGAAGAAGAGUUCCUCAACCCUAGCAUUGGGACACACCUUAAUGACGAGACUGGGGCAAAGAUGAAAGAGCUUUUCUUUAACCAGCAAGCAAAUGCUGACAUAAUUUUUAAUGUCGAAGGUAAUGAUUGAUUAUAAUUGAUAUUUUUCCCUAUACAAAUAAUUAUUCUGUAGAUACAUUUUUUUUAAAUUGAAAAAUGUGUGCUUAGAUUUUAAAUCAAAUUAAUUAUUCAUUUGUCUUAAAGCAAGUCCUUUUUUCCAAAUAAAUAAUUUAUACACGUUUUUAAAAAAAGAUAUAUAUUCACCAAAUGAAAUACAUUCAAGAGGAUUCAGUAUGAGCAUUUACUUUACUUGACGUCCAAUAAGAACUUUUAUAGCUAAACUAUGCACACAAAGACACAGAAAAAAUAGCCAGUGAGAACUUAUAAUGUUAUUUUUAAUGUAUUCUUAUGAAACAUUAAAUUGAUGUAAGCCAUUGCAUUUUGUUUAACUAUAUUAGAUUAAAGAAUAUUUACAUUUGUCACUUGACAAUAUAUAUUAUAUGAAGUUAUAAAGCUAAAGUUUGUUAUCAUAGCAAUAUUUUAAUAUUAUAUUUUGAGAAAAUUACAUUUAAGUGAAAUGCUAUUGUGGCAUAACUUUUAUUUGUAAUACUUUUAAUGUAUUAUCAUUGUAAUUGCAGGUGAUCCAAUAUUUGCCCAUAAAAUUGUACUUUGUACUAGAAAUGAUGUAAUGGCUGCCAUGUUGUCAGGCAAUUUUAUGGAAGGCAACAAUGAAAGAAUUGCACAAGUAAAGACAAAGCAGUAAAACUUGUAGUCUUUAUACUUUACUAGGGAACACUUAUUAAACUAUAUUCUUGCAGUAAAUAUACUUUACAUGCUAGGGAACACUUAUUAACUUAUAUUUUUGCACUACAUAUACUUUAUGUGCUGGUGAACACUUAUUUAACCAUAUACUUAUCAUAUACAUUUUUUGUGUGUUUAAUUUGAAAUUUGAUUAAAUUAAUUUAUGUGUUAACUUUACGUUCAUGUUUUAUCCUCAAGGUCAAUAUUCCUCAUGCUACCAAGGAGAACUUUCUAGCUUUACUAGAGUACCUUUACACUGACCAUGCCCCACUUAAUGAGAGCAGUGACCUGGUUGGUGUCUUGUCUCUGGCUGAUGAGAACUGCCAGCAGCGAUUGGUCAACUUGAGUGAACUGUAUAUCAGCAAGGAGGUUGACAGAGCAUGCCAAAGCCCCAUUGAGGGAGCAGAGAUUGAUGUCAUUGGCUUAUUGAAUACAGCUCAUGUAAGUUUCCUGAAUUAAAUGACUGAGCAUGCUAAAGCCACAUUGAGAGAGCAGAGAUUGAUCUCUUUGGCCUAUUGAGUAGAGCUCAUAUAAGUUUCAUGAUAUUAAUCCCCAUUACAAAUUUGUUUGAAAAUAUUUUUACACAUAAGCAGCACUCCAGAAAAUGACAACACCUAUUUUACUUAGAAUAAAUGAAAUUUAAUUAUGACUUCCAAUUUUUUUUAUUUCAGACUUUUAAUGCCGAUCAGCUGGUAACAUUCUGUCUCCACUUUAUCUCAACAAACUUCAAUGCAUUUUCCAUGAGAAAAGAGUUUGCUCAACUAAAUCCCGAUGACAGUAAAUAUGUCAAAGAAAACAGAUGGCCUCCACUUGACUAUUUAAAAGAUGUGGAAGAAUAUGAACAACAGCUCUCAAAAACGGGAAAGAAGUGUGCUAUUCUGUAAUCUUAUUACAGAAAAGCCAUUAAAAAUGUACAGACUAUAGAUCUAUCUUGUAAACUUUCCAAAAACCGCAUGGUUUUUCUCUCUACUUUCUGGUAUUACACCUGUGAUGUGGGAAGUCUUUUUGCUAACAUCUGUAUAAAUAAAUACCUUCAGUUUAUUUUUAAAACUUAAAUUCCAAAAAUAUUAGCCAUGACUGUAAACAGAGGAGUCACUUGGGUUAUUGCCACUGGGUGUGAUAAAUUCGUGGUGUCACAACUUGUUUUCCGUAAAAAUUAAUCAAAUGUGUAAUUUAAUGUUUGUGGCGAUUUUCGCAAUUUUUUUUAUCCAUCCAUCCAACCCCCACUCCACAUUAUGUAAAAAAAAUUAUUGUAAAUAAACAGUAAACGUAAAAUUCUAUGACAAUAGUUUAAAUGCAAAAUGUAUUUAAUUACUUUAAAAUUACUUAAUUUCAAGAUGAUGAUAUUUAUUUUUCAACCAAUGCUUUAUUAUGAUAAAUUUUAAAGUGUUUACUCAACAUAUGAAUCUGAACUAUGUGUCGUAGUUAAGAAAAUUAAUGCACAUAUCUAUCAUUAUACCUGUACAACUCUUGUUGGGUGCCCUUGCUCUAACCAUUCCAUGUAUUAAAAGUGUUUGUUCCCUUGCUCUAAUUAUUCCAUGUAUUACAAGUGUUGGAUGCCCAUACUCUAACCUUUCCAUGUAUUACAAGUGUUGGGUUCCCUUACUCUAACCUUUCCAUGUAUUACAAGUGUUGGGUUCCCUUACUCUAACCACUCCAUGUGUUACAAGUGUUGGGAGCCCUUAAUCUAACAAUUCCAUAUAUCACAAGUGUUGGGUUCCCUUUACUCUAACCAUUCCAUGUAUUACAAGUGUUGUGUGCCCUUACUCUAACCAUUCCAUGUAUUACAAGUGUUGGGUGCCCUUAUUCUAGCCAUUCCAUGUAUUACAAGUGUUGGGUGCCCUUACUCUAAUCAUUCCAUGUAUUACAAGUGUUGGGUGCCCUUACUAUUCCAUGUAUUACAAGUGUUGUGUGCCCUUACUUUAACCAUUCCAUGUAUUACAAGUGUUGGGAGCCCUUAAUCUAACCAUUCCAUGUAUUACAAAAGUUGGGUUCCCUUUAUUCUAACCAUUCCAUGUAUUACAAGUGUUGGGUUCCCUUGCUCUCUUCAUUUCAUAUGAAGUAGUUAAUUUCUUAUAGUAGUUUUGACUAUUUAUUGAAUAACACAUAAAAUGAAGUUCUCACGCCAACAGCUUGUGCCUGUCUCGUGUCUGUUAUCUCUAUACGUCAGCUUAUCAUUAAAAUCAAUAUAAUUUUCAUGUUCAUAUAAAAUAUAAAGAAAC